Messenger RNA from Symphalangus syndactylus (siamang), 273 nucleotides. RefSeq names its product protein mago nashi homolog. The record is from RefSeq and is a predicted model, not a curated record. Lineage: Eukaryota; Metazoa; Chordata; Mammalia; Primates; Hylobatidae. Gene Ontology annotation, cellular component: catalytic step 2 spliceosome; nucleus; exon-exon junction complex. Gene Ontology annotation, biological process: RNA splicing.
AUGAUCAGAAAAGAGGCUUACAUAUAUAAAAGUAUGAUGGAGGAACUGAAGAGAAUAAUUAAUGGCAGUGAAAUUACCAAACAGUGUGAUGCUCUGUGGCCUCCUCCUGACCAGGAGGAACUUGAAAUCGUCAUUGGAUAUGAACGCGUUUCUUUUACAACAUCUAAAAUUGGUUCCCUUAUUGAUGUUAAGCAAUCCAAGGAUUCAGAAGCCUUAAGAAUAGUUUAUGAUCUUGUUCAUGACCAGGAAGUAUCUGGUCUUCAUUGUUACUGA